Messenger RNA from Fonsecaea multimorphosa CBS 102226, 783 nucleotides. RefSeq lists its product as uncharacterized. The coding region runs from base 1 to 783 and encodes 260 amino acids. NCBI's taxonomy places the organism in Eukaryota, Fungi, Ascomycota, Eurotiomycetes, Chaetothyriales, Herpotrichiellaceae. Gene Ontology annotation, cellular component: Dsc E3 ubiquitin ligase complex. The transcript has a single exon. Gene Ontology annotation, biological process: SREBP signaling pathway; protein processing. The record is from RefSeq and is a predicted model, not a curated record.
AUGAAUAAUACGGCCGAUAAUGACGGUGCCUUUGUCCCUUCGCUCACCCUGGACCGCAGGCUCGAGAUUCCAGAUCAAAAGAAACACUACCUUGAUUCUCUCCUCCGCUUGCUGGACGCUCUGAUUUUUCUCCAUCUGGGUAUCCUCUAUAUCUGCGACAAUCUUACAUUCCUCCUCGUCCUGCGCGCUCUGAACCAAGUGGUUCAUGUCCAGCAUCGGCCCGCGACUAUUACACCUGUCAUCGUUGUAAACCUCAUCUGUGUCGUGACACAUCUCCUACAGAGCAGGUCGGGGACUAAGCGACUCCAUGGAGGCAUUAUCGUCGAUUUCGUUGGGGAAAUUCCAAGAUCGAGGACAUAUGUGCUGAUAUUGGACCUGAUACUCUUUUCACUGCAAUUGGUUAUGCUCGUGGCUGGUCAUGAGAGGCAAAUUGCUUCAGGAGAGGUCCCCGCGCUCCAAGAGUCACAGCCACAGGACCUGGAGUCCGAAGAAGCCGGGCAGUUGAGGUCACGUGCCCAAGAGCAAGUGGACGUGCCUGAGGAAGGGAUCGAGCUGCAAAGUCUUUUGCCCGAAGGGUCGGGGGAAGACGGUGCAACGCAUCAGAAACAAGACGAAGUGACACAAGAUGACGACAUGAUAUUGUUGGAUUUGAAGAAGGGCGUCAAGGCCUUAUUCAGCAGACCGAUGCCAGUGGCUUCGCCUACCGCGAUUGAAAAUGCUCAAGCUCGUGCAAGCGUUGCUGCGUUUUUGAGACUCGCAGCCGCAAGAGCAAGGGCGGGCUGA